UUCUUGUGUGUCCCCCACUACAUGCCUCCCCUCUUCUUGUGUCUUCCCGACUACAGCUCUCCCCUAUUCUUGUGUCUCCCCCACUACAUCCCUCCCUGUUUCUCAUCACCCCGCCUCUCUCUUCUCGUCCCCAUCCUCCCCUGUUCCGUUCCCUGUUCCUGUUCUUCUGUCCUCUGGUAUCUCCCCAAUAACUGUGUCUCUUUCUCCCUCCCCCCCCUCCUCUCUCUCUCCAACAGGAAUCCUGGACCUUCCAGAUGUCAUCACCCCCAGCAGCAGAGAUGUCUCCUCCCCACCAGGACGGUCAUCAGAUGUCGGUGAGCAGAGCAGCAAAGGGACCUCAGAGGACACCACCCUGCCUGAUGAGGAUGUACUGGGGAAUCAAAUGGUACCUGCAGUAGCUGGGAGUGAGCUCAAUGAGGUGGACCCCACUGGGCCUCCUGCCCAGACAACAGAGUUCUCCCGGCCUCGUCGCUUCUCAUCUCUGCAGUGUCAGCCUCAGAGGGACGAGGUCAGCCGGCUGCGGGCCUCCUCUGGUAGGAGCAAGACCCAGCAACACCAGGAGGCCCUUGGCUUGCCCAACAUUGGAAACAGCUGCUUCCUGAACGCGUCCCUGCAGUGUCUCUACAGCCUGCCCUGCUUCUGCAGUGACAUCACGGGGCAGGAGGACCUCUGGAGCCCCCGGAGAAGAACCAAGCUGAAGCUGCUGAGGUACUUGGGGGAGCUAUAUAAAUCCCGGCAGGGUGAGGGCUCCUACAAAGGCAAGCGCCGGCUCCUUUGGUCCAUCAAGAGCAGUCUGGCAGAGUUCAACGAGGAGUACGAGCAUAUCACUGAGCAGGAUGCUCAUGAGUUCCUGCUCCUCCUCUUCAUGAAGAUGAAGAUGGAAGGUGAGACACUGCAGGAGAUCUCCACGUCACCCAGCUAUAUCUGCCCCGUCCAGAACUUUGAGUUCAGACUGCAGUGUGUACGCACCUGCACCAGCUGCGGUGACAAGGUCUUCCAGGAGGAGGAGCAGAACCACUUGUCCUUGGACCUCCACCCGUCGUUGAUAGCUGGCCUCCAAUUCUACUUCAAACCUUCAGAGUUGGAGUGCACCUGCCGGCAGUGCUCUGGAUGUCAGACAACAGCGGUUCGGCAUUUCCUCACUCUGCCCAGAGUGUUACUCCUUCACAUGAAGCGCUUCCACCACGACGGGGCACGGUUGAGGAAGGUGACCGAUGCUGUCAGCGUUCCUCCAUGGCUGUCUCUGGCCUCCCUCGUUGGAGAGCAGGGUGCUGCAGCUGGGAUAGACCCACUGAGAUCAAGUUAUGGAGAGGGGGAAAUCGCAUCUGGAGCAAAACCAAGUGCAAACAUGGGUAAGAAAAAAGUGAUGGAUUCCUAUCUCAUGCCCAACCGCUUGAGUUUUUCAGUUGUGUACAAAACAGGAUUGUUGGUGUGUUUCUCAGCAGCAGUGGAUCAUCUUGACAGUGCAGGAGACAGGGACAGAGGUCUUCAGGAAGUUCAUGGGAAGGAUCACAGCAACCAGAGCACCUACCGUCUGUCGGGGAUGGUCUCUCACCUCGGGGAGAGCAUCAACACCGGCCACUACGUCAGUGACGUAGCUCGAGAGGACGGCGCCGGAUGGUUGACCCUCAACGACGCCCGUGUGACGCCCGCGGAGACGCCGGUCCUGAGGACCAGAGAGAAGACCGCCUACAUGUUGUUUUACGUCCUAAGUGGAGCAGAAGAGGGAAGCCAUGUCCCACUGGCUCAGAACCAGGAGCCAUCUGGAGCUGAGAGGGACUGACACCUGUGAGGCCCAGGAGAGCGCUUGAUUGGUGGUGCCUCUACAGCCCGCUCUGGGGGCCACACCCUGCAGCCCCCCUCUACAGCUGAGGCCCACCUUUAAACGCCCCCCUAGGGGCCACACCCUGAAGCCCCCCUCUACAUCCCCCCCUAGGGGCCACACCCUGAAGCCCCCCUCUACAUCCCCCCUAGGGGCCACACCCUGAAGCCCCCCUCUACAUCCCCCCUAGGGGCCACACCCUGAUGCCCCCCUCUAGGGGACCUGAGGCCCCUCUCUACACCCCCCUCUGGGGGCCACACCCUGCGUCCCCCUUCUACAGCCCCCUCUAGGGGCUAACCAACCCCCUCUACACCCCCCUCUCGGGGCCCUGCGGCCCACCUCUUUGGACGUUAAGGCUGAUCAUAAUGAGGAUCACUUUAUUUUUAUUUUGUAUCAUAAUAAUGAGGAGCAUAUUCAUAUUAUGUAUAAUAAUAAUG
This is a messenger RNA of Gadus morhua (Atlantic cod), 2259 nucleotides long. RefSeq names its product ubiquitin carboxyl-terminal hydrolase 37-like. The transcript has 14 exons. NCBI's taxonomy places the organism in Eukaryota, Metazoa, Chordata, Actinopteri, Gadiformes, Gadidae. Gene Ontology annotation, cellular component: nucleus; cytosol. Gene Ontology annotation, biological process: G1/S transition of mitotic cell cycle; protein deubiquitination. Gene Ontology annotation, molecular function: cysteine-type deubiquitinase activity. Bases 383 to 1783 code for a protein of 466 amino acids. The record is from RefSeq and is a predicted model, not a curated record.